UAUCUAUGUGCUCACACUAUUGUUACUCUGCUCCGGUGUUUUCACACACGCUGAAGAGCGCUAAGCGUUUAACUUCAUUUUUUACUUUUGUAGACCCACAAAAGUUUUUGUUGAAGUUUGCAUUGCGCUGUCUGUAUGCAGGCGUGUUUGUGUAGGCACAUCAAUGGAGCUGGAGGGUCAGUGGUGGAAGGGGGAACUUGCAGAGGACAUCUACCAGGCCCUGCGUUACAAAGAGCUGCGGUUGCCUGUGUACAAAGGCCAAUCUCCACAGCUCAGCCUGAGACGAUAUUUUGCAGAUCUCAUUGCUAUAGUGAGCAAUCGUUUCAAGCUGUGCCCGGCGGCCAGACACCUUGCUGUUUAUCUUCUGGACCUAUUCAUGGACCGCUAUGACAUAUCAGUACAGCAGCUUCACAUGGUAGCACUGUCCUGUUUGCUUUUAGCCAGUAAGUUUGAGGAGAGAGAAGACCGUGUCCCAAAGCUGGAGACGCUCAACAGUCUGGGUUGUAUGAGCUCUAUGAACCUGGUGCUGAGCAAACAGGGUCUCCUGCACAUGGAGCUGCUGCUGUUGGAGACCUUUCAGUGGAACCUGUACCUCCCCACGGCGGCCCACUUUAUAGAAUACUACCUGCCCGUCGCCGUGAACGAGUCGGACCUGCAUGACGGCUGGCCGAUGACAUGCAUGGAGAAGACCAUGCUGUACAUGUCCAAAUAUGCUGAUUAUUUCUUGGAGGUCUCUUUACAAGAUCAUGUAUUUCUGAGAUACGUUCCCUCUUUGGUUGCCGCAGCGUGUGUGGCGGCUUCUCGAGUAAUCUUGCGGUUGUCUCCAACCUGGCCUCCACGACUCCAGUGUCUUUCAGCUUACAGCUGGGAACAGUUGUUACCAUGCGUGGAGAGACUUUUACUUGCCCACGACAGUGAUGUAAAGGAAGCAAACAAGCAGAAAUGCCAGCAGCCAAGCGCUCAAUCUGCGCAGUCGGUGUACCCUGUCCAGGGUCAAAGUGUGACUUUGCAUCAGUACAUUCAACGGCCAAACUCGCAGUACGUCCAGCAGAGCUGCCAGCCGGUGGUGGUGUCCGCUCCGGGCCCUGCAACAUACCUGACACACACAGCCUCAAUGCAGGUCUCCACGGCCUCUUUGCAUGGGCUCGGGCAGACCCAGACCAUGUCCGUACCAAUGGAUGCCAAAGUGAAUAUGCCUAGUAGGGCUUAUCAGGUGAACACCCUGUACCCCUGUCCGGCACCUUGCUUUGACAGGUGAUUGACUGGCUGGACCACAACACGGCACGGGAGUUUGCUUUAAUGUGUGCAUUGGGAUUACCAACACAGGAUGGAAACCCACUGCUCUGACAUGCUACCAAAGGGCUGUUUAAUUCUGUAUUUUUAUUUUAAAGAAUUAAGGUGAAAAGUGUUUAAUCACUGUAAUGUUGAUAAAGAGGUGGCAGGUAAUCAGAAAUGUGCAAUAUUAUGAUGCUCAUGCGCAUCACCCACUGAACUCGACCUUGUGCGGUUUCAUUUGUUGUGUUAUGUUUACUGAAUAGUAAAAAUAUAAUUUACCGGCAUGUUUCGUACAUGAAGAUAUCACGCACGUGUGAAGUAACUUUGUACAAGAGAUUACUGUGGUUUUUACUUACACAAGCAAGUUUUGCAACUGUUAAUUUACUCUACCUCAUUGAAUGUAGACCUAUUGUCUUGCGACCCUACAAAUGCACUUUGAUACAGUGUUAAUUUUUCUUUUAAUAAAAAUGCUACAUUUCUGUUGUAGCUAGAUUUA
This is a messenger RNA of Paramisgurnus dabryanus, 1771 nucleotides long. RefSeq names its product cyclin J (gene ccnj). Lineage: Eukaryota; Metazoa; Chordata; Actinopteri; Cypriniformes; Cobitidae. The record is from RefSeq and is a predicted model, not a curated record.